Messenger RNA from Opisthorchis viverrini, 255 nucleotides. RefSeq lists its product as hypothetical. The coding region runs from base 1 to 255 and encodes 84 amino acids. The transcript has 3 exons. The record is from RefSeq and is a predicted model, not a curated record. NCBI's taxonomy places the organism in Eukaryota, Metazoa, Platyhelminthes, Trematoda, Opisthorchiida, Opisthorchiidae.
AUGUUCACUUGUGAGGAAGCCUGGACGCUCCAAGUCCGGAAAUUGGAUAGUCAAAGAAAUAUUCUUCCCGCUGAGAUGUUCCGUGGGUUUUGUGAUAGCGACGUAACAAAUAUCCUCCCCACUAAGGGUUACAAAGCGUCUGCGUCUGUGAUUUCGGCUGGAACAAACUUUGGUAACACGGUCUUUACUCGUAGCAGGCGCAAGUCACGCCGCAAGAUUCGAUUAGAAGAAUUACCCAGCAGCACUUUUCGAUAA